Colletotrichum graminicola M1.001 is the source of this 285-nucleotide messenger RNA. RefSeq lists its product as uncharacterized. Bases 1 to 285 code for a protein of 94 amino acids. The record is from RefSeq and is a predicted model, not a curated record. Lineage: Eukaryota; Fungi; Ascomycota; Sordariomycetes; Glomerellales; Glomerellaceae. The transcript has a single exon.
AUGCCCGACCAAGAUUUCAGAAGCGAAAGCCAAACAUGUCUUAUCAGACACGACACGGCCGAAAGAACACAUACCGUAGUCGCGCAGAAGGGAAGGAAGGAGUCCCUCUAUCAGCGGCUCCAGAGCAAGAAGAGAGGUGAAAUUUCGGAGGAAGACCUGUUGAAGUACACCGGCAUGAGCAAAAACGGACUAGCGGAAUGGGCCAAGGACCGGCCUGGCGUUGGCAGAAACAAACGUGGGGAGGCCCCCCCGGAGGCUGCGAGCAUUGUUACCUCAGGCUGCUAA